AUGUGGGACUUAACCAAAAAACGAAUGCUUUCCAAAGUCCUUUAUUUCUACCAAGACCUUUUCCCCCACCUCUACGACUUCUCCCCCCCUUGCUGGGCCUUUCCCGAGGACAGAGCGCGGAUCGAGCAGCUGCUGCACCCGCGGAACACGGAAACCUUCAUAAUAAAGCCGGACGGGGGCGCCAUGGGCAGCGGCGUGCAGCUGGUCUCCCGCUGCAGAGAUAUUGACUCUGUCAUUUUGCGCGGAGAGGGAAAUUAUAUAAUGCAAAAGUACAUAGACAGGCCCCGCCUGCUGCACAAACGCAAGUUCGACCUCAGGGUCUACGCUGCGCUUUUCGCCGUCGCCGGAAAGCUCCAGGUGUUCAUUUCGCGCGUGGGAAUGGCCCGCUUCUGCACGGACGAGUACCGCCCCCCCACGCGCCGCAACCAAGACAAUGCUUUUAUGCAUUUGACAAAUUAUUCCAUCAACAAAGAAAACAAAAACUCCUUCAUCAGAUCUCCUGACAUCCACAACGCCCGCAACAGCAAACGCCUCCUCUCGGACGUCCUCCGCGAGCUCGCUGCAGAGGGAGUGGACGUGGGCAAGGUGUGGGGCAGCAUAAAGGCAAUAACGGCGCGGACUUUCGCGUGUCUGCAGCCGUGGCUGGAGCUGCGGUACCGCCACAUAUAUCAGCAGCAGCAGCAGCAGCAGCAAGAAACUUCCCGCUGCUUCCAGUUUCUAGGCCUGGACAUUCUCCUCGAUGCUGAUGACAAGUGCUGGCUGCUGGAAGUCAACUCCAACCCUUCCCUCAGAAUCGACUACUUCGACUCCCAGUGUGGAGGCAUUGACGUGCAGCUGGAGAGCGCCCUGGACCGGACCAUUAAGGAACCAGUGGUCAGCGAGGCACUGGCCAUUGCCAGCAAGCUGCUGCUGGGUCCUGAGAAGAAGAAAAGCCGAGACUGCAGCAAAGAAGCAGCAAAAAAAGCGCCCGCAGCAGCAGCAGCAGCAGCAGCUGGCAGCAAACGCGUGGGGGCUGCGGCUGCAGCAGCAGCAACGGCAACUAAGACUGGCAAAGGCAGGACCCGAGGUGUAUAUACAGCAGGAGCCAAGAGUAGAGACAACGGAGACAGCCAAAAGUCGGGGUGUAUGCAAACAGGCAGCAGCAACAGCAGCAGCAGCAGCAGCAACACCAACAGCAGCAGCACCAGCACCCUUCUCUCUGUUGCUCAGACUCUUCCCCUGACUGCAGAUGCAUCAGCUGCAACAACUCCAAACGCAACAGUAAGCACCUAUGCUUCUGCUGCUGCUAUUGUUCCCUCUGCUGCUGCUGCUGCUGCUGCUGCUGCUGCUGCUGCUGCUGCUGCUGCUGCUCGCUUCUCUUAUCUGCAGCAAGCAGUUAAUGCCUGUGUCUCUCCUUUAUUCACACCAGUAGUGAGGAUUCACAAGUUUCUCUUUGUUGCUGUCUUUGUCCCUUUAUUUCCCCCUCAGAGACAAGUGCCUACCAAAGCAGCAGCAGCAGCAGCAGCAGCAGCAGCAGCAGCAGGGGAGAGCUCGCUUCGCGGCUCCCGCGGCCACCCCACACUUGGGCUGGGAUCGGUGGGAUCGUCUCCUCCGUCUCCAGUUCGCCGCUGCGUUUCUGUUUUUGAACCUCGCUGGGCUUUGGGGGAAAAAAGAGACAUGCGGAGGUCUCUCAGCACGGAGAGCACAAAGACAAAAGCAGCAGCAGCAGCAGCAGCAGCAGCAGCAGCAGCAGCAGCAGCGGCGACGGCCGGGGCGGGGCCGGAGAAAGAGCGCGCGGCCUCAGGCGCCGCCGCUAAAGCGCCAGCAGCAGCAGCAGCAGCAGCAGCAGCAGCACGAGGGACUCCCAAGGCAGCAGCAGGAAGCCUUCGAGCUGGCGGCCUCGGCUGCUCAGCAGCAGCAGCCACCUCGUCCACCCUCCGAACCAGCAGCAGCAGCAGCAGCAGCAGCAGCAGCAGCAGCAGCAGCAGCAGCAGCAGCAGCAGCUUGCGGCGGGGGAAGGGCUGGGAAGGCCCGCAGGGCGACGGCUCCGACUCCGAAGCUGGGGAACACCGCAGCAGCCCGAAAGUGGAUUCGGAGUUGCUGGCAGCAGCUUAUAAAGAAAUAGAAAAGUGCAUGGAGUGUUUUAAUGUAUUGGGGCUGCGGUUCCAGCCCGCGGGUUUGCUGCCGCUGCAGCAGCAGCAGCAGCAGCAGCAGCAGCAGCAGCACGCGGCGCGGCGCGGCAGCGCGGGCGCCUGCGCUGCUGCUGCUGCAGCAGCAGCAGCAGACAAGCAGCAGCACUCCGCCAAACGCAGCAACUCCAGGGCCCCACACGUCCCCUUCCGCCCCUUUCUUAGAAAAGACAAAUCUCUCUUCAAAAGACCAGCAGCAAGAAGCACUUACACGAAGCUGCACAAGGAGGAAGCAACCAGCAGCAGCGAGGCGACCCAGGAGACUGACUGCAGCAGCAGCAGCAGCAGCAGCAACAGCAGCAAAAGCGAAACCUUCGACGAGGGCCCCCUAGAGCCCGUGGCAGGGGCCCCCGCGCCCCUGGGGGGCCCCUCCCCUUCAUGCGGGGCCCCUGCUGCUGUGCCCUGGGGCCCCCAGGGGCCCCAGGGGGGCCCCCCGCCCCUCCCGGGGCUGUCCGCGAGGCCCCUCACUGCAGCAGAAGAGUCCCUGCCUUUGCUGCUGCGCAAAGUUGCAGAAGGAGCUUCGCAGCUAGAAGUGCUGGAAGUUAAUCUGCAGCACUUGGAGCAGCAUCUGCAGCAGCUGCGGGAGCUUCGGCAGCAGCAAGCGGCGAAGCAGGCGGUGCUGCUGCGCCAGCGAGACGCAGCAGCAGCUGCUGCUGCUGCUGCAGGCGGCGGCGGACUGGCUGCAGCAGCAGCAGCAGCAGCAGCAGCAGCAGGCAAGGCCGGCCACGAGGCACUGCUGAGCAUUGCAAACGCAGAAGAGAUGUUCGGGCCGCGGCAGGGGCCGCGGCAAGGCCGAGAGAACGCAGCAGCAGCAGCGGCAGCAGCAGCAGCAGCAGCAGCAGCAGCGCUGCAGCAGCUAAGCCAGGAGAUCAAUGCCUGCGAAGCAGGCAUUCGAAACGCCUCACAUGAAUUAGGCAAAACUCUCCAAGUUCGUGCUGCUGUAGCCAGCAGGCACCAGCAGCACCAAAUGCAGCUUGCCCACAUUCGCGCGCAGCAGCAACUGCAGCAGCAGCAGCAGCAGCAACAGCAGCAGCAGCAGCAGCAGCAGCAGCAGCAGCAAAUGCAGGCCAGGCAAAAGAAGGAACAGACAGCUCUGCCGCCCUCUGCCCCCGCUGCAGCUGGGGGGCCCCCGGGGGCCCCUGCAGCACCCAGCCAAGGCCCCCGCAAGAAGACAGGGGGGGCCCCCGGGGGGCCCCCAGGGGGGCCCCCACUUGCUGAGGCUCUAAAGAGCAGCAGCAAACAGCAGAAGACAACUCUUAAGGGGCCCGCGCAGGAGCUGCGGAGCAUUUCCGCGGAAAAGAAAGAAGGGGGGGGCCCCCUGGGGGGCCCCCACAAGAAGGGGGCCCCUGGGGGGCCCCCUGGCUCUGGGGGCCCCCAGGGGCCCCAGGGGGCCCCCGGGGCCCCUGGAGAGGGCCUGGAGUGGCACGAAACCCUCUGCAGCGCCUGGCCAGACUUGAAUUCUCAAGUUAUGAGUAUGGUCCCGAAAGAAGUCCUAAAAGAGGCAUUUCAGCUGCUAAUUGACUUCAUAGAAAUCCGACUGGACCUCCACCACUGCAGCACACAAUGGGGGGCCCCCCUGGGCCUCUCAGGGUCCUCGGGGGCCCCAGCGGGGCCCCACUAG
Messenger RNA from Eimeria necatrix, 3789 nucleotides. RefSeq names its product tubulin-tyrosine ligase family protein, putative. The record is from RefSeq and is a predicted model, not a curated record. Bases 1 to 3789 code for a protein of 1262 amino acids. NCBI's taxonomy places the organism in Eukaryota, Apicomplexa, Conoidasida, Eucoccidiorida, Eimeriidae. Gene Ontology annotation, biological process: protein polyglutamylation; microtubule cytoskeleton organization. The transcript is spliced from 6 exons. Gene Ontology annotation, molecular function: tubulin binding; tubulin-glutamic acid ligase activity. Gene Ontology annotation, cellular component: cilium.